AUGAAGGUCCCAAGGAGAAUCAGUACCGACAGAUCUGCUGCUUGGUUUACCAUAUUGGCUUCCGUUGUGGCUGUGAUCUGCUGGAGCAUUUUCUUUGCCGGGUGCACUUCGUCAUCUACAUCCGAACACCUCUACCUGAUGGAAGUCAACCUGAAGGGCUUUCCAGAAAUACGGGGGAGCUCCAUUGGUCAGGGAUUCUCGCAGCUUCUUCCUCGCGCCCUCCCAAUCGGCGUUAGUCCCAAGGAAAUACCAACAGAGAUUGGAUCAGCCACCUCGGGCAUAGCAAGCACGGUGGAAAACACGCCCCAGGAAGUCGCGGGUGCGGCAGAGAACAUUGCUAGCGAGAUCAAGUUACAUCUGCCAGACUAUUAUCGCGUUGGCCUUUGGGGAUACUGCAGCGGAGAUGACGAUCAAAAGGCCGUGUGCUCUCACCCGUUGGCCAAAGGAACCGGCACAGUAUUUGUAUGCAUCAGGCUGCGCCAAUCUCAGGGUAAGGCUACCUAUCAUGCUAUUAUGAUUCAUGCAAAACCAUACGGUCUGCAAAUGCUAGAUGCAGCUAGCCACGUCAUCUGGUGCGCUUGCAAUUAUUGA
Penicillium angulare is the source of this 591-nucleotide messenger RNA. RefSeq lists its product as uncharacterized. The coding region runs from base 1 to 591 and encodes 196 amino acids. Gene Ontology annotation, cellular component: plasma membrane; cell cortex of cell tip. The transcript is spliced from 2 exons. The record is from RefSeq and is a predicted model, not a curated record. Lineage: Eukaryota; Fungi; Ascomycota; Eurotiomycetes; Eurotiales; Aspergillaceae. Gene Ontology annotation, biological process: fungal-type cell wall organization.